Lepisosteus oculatus (spotted gar) is the source of this 2613-nucleotide messenger RNA. Lineage: Eukaryota; Metazoa; Chordata; Actinopteri; Semionotiformes; Lepisosteidae. The record is from RefSeq and is a predicted model, not a curated record.
UUGAAAAAAAAAAUGUCAGUGCACUUCCUACAAAUGAUAAUCGUUUUACUUCCAAAUUCCAAAAUACGCUAUUUCAGCUGCAUCAUGGCGCCGGGUCAAAGCGCUGUGACCCCGGAAGUACUCCCUGGGAAAAACAGCCCUAUGCACCACGCGAAAGAUGGCGGCCGCUGGCGAGCAGCAGCAGGCUCACCGAGCCGGGAUAUACAAACAGAAAAACAAGCAGCACAAACACGGCAAACACCGAACCAAGGGGGAGAUUGAGCGGGAGAACAAGGGCCGUGUGGCAGUGAAGGCUCUCAGCAGGAAGCAGAGGAAGGCGCUGAAGAAGCUGGAUCGGAGGCACAAGGCCAGUCAGCUCCGCAGGAACAAGAAGGACACGGUGAGACUGAACGUCUCUGCGCCUGAGACUGUCCUGGAUGUUGCGAAAGUAGUGGACACCCUGCUGUUUGUGCUGGACCCUGUAGAGGGUUGGGACAGCUAUGGGGACUACUGCCUGUCCUGCCUCUUCGCGCAGGGCCUGCCCAGCCAUGCUCUGGUGUGUCAGGGCGUGGCGGCGCUGCCCAUGAAGAAGCGGACGGACGCCAGGCGGGCGCUGGGCCGCCUCGUGGAGGCGCGUUUCCCCGACGGACGCCUGUUAAGCCUGGAUACCCCCCAGGAGGCCGUGCUGCUGCUGAGGCACCUGGGAUCGCAGAAGCAGCGGCAGCUGGCGUACCGCUCGCGGCGCCCGUACCUGCUGGCCCAGCGGGCCUCCUUCGCGCCCGGGCCGGGGGGGCUGGGCACGCUGCAGGUCUCGGGGUACGUCCGCGGGCGGCCGCUCGGCGUCAACAGGCUGGUGCACAUCGCAGGCCACGGGGACUUCCAGCUCAGCCAGAUCGAUGCGCCCCAGGACCCCCUGCCCCUCAGCACCCGGGAGCACCCGCCUGGCAAGGAAGGGGACAUGGAGACAAAGGAAGGGGGCGCUGUGGGGGAAAUGGAGCAGGAAGUGAAGGUGCUGAUGAAAGCAGAUCCGGCGCGGCAGGAGAGCCUGGAGGCCGAGGCGGCGCUGGAUCCCAUGGAUGGCGAACAGACCUGGCCAACCGAGAGUGAACUGCAGGAGGCCGAAGAGAGGCAGAGGAAGGUGAGGAAGGUGCCCAAGGGGACGUCGGACUACCAGGCUUCCUGGAUCCUGGAGGAAGGGGGCAGCGAGGAGGACGACGAGGAGAGCAGCGAUGAAGAUGGCGACGAAGGGAUGGAGGCUCUGGAGGAGGAGGAAGAGGAGGAGGAGGAGGCUGGGUCUCAGGACGGGGAGGGCAGCGCGGGAGAGGGCUCGGACUCGGAGACGGAGACGCUGGAGCUGGGCCAGGGGGGGCCGGAGCAGCGCUACGACGACCGGAUGGACGAGCAGGAGGAGAGCGAGGCGCUGCGGCGGUACAGGGAGGCGCGGGCCGACCAGAUGUUCCCCGACGAGGUGGACACGCCCUUGGACACGCCGGCCAGGACCAGGUUCCAGCGGUACCGCGGCCUCAAGAGUUUCCGCUCCUCGCCCUGGGACCCCCUGGAGAACCUGCCGCCUGACUACGCGCGGAUAUUCCAGUUCCAGAACUUCGAACGCACGCGCAGGCGGGUCCUCGUGGAGGCUGCAGAGGAAGAGGAGGGUGCCAUGGUGGGCUGGUACGUGACUCUUCACGUGCAGGACGUUCCGCCCUCGGUGAUGGACAGUUUCCGGAGCGGCCGCCCGCUGGUCCUCGUCUCACUGCUGCCUCACGAGCAGAAGAUGUCGGUACUGCACAUGCUGGUGCAGCGACACCCUGGGAACUCGGAGCCCGUCAAGUCGAAGGAGGAGCUGGUGUUCCAGUGCGGUUUCCGCCGCUUCCGGGCCUCUCCCAUCUUCUCCCAGCACACCUCGGGUACGGGGCUCCGGUCCGCCGAGCCGCGGGAAAGCGCGGGUCCGCGAAGCCGCCCUGUGUUGAGCCCUGUGCCUUUUGGGAAACUCUUCCUCGCAGGGAUGCAGGACCUGAUCGCCACGGGCUCCCUGCUGAAGGCCGACCCCCAGCGCGUGGUGGUGAAGAGGAUCGUGCUCAGCGGACACCCCUUCAAGAUCGUGCGCCGGACAGCCGUGGUCCGCUACAUGUUCUUCAACAGGGACGAUGUGAACUGGUUCCGGCCCGUGGAGCUGCGGACCAAGUGGGGGCGGCGGGGUCACAUCAAGGAGGCUCUGGGGACCCACGGCCACAUGAAGUGCGUGUUCGAUAAGCAGCUGCCCUCCCAGGACACUGUACUGAUGACGCUGUACAAACGGGUCUUCCCGCGCUGGACCUACGACCCCCACGUGCCCCAGCCGCUGCCCUGGGUGAAGAGCGAGGAAACCGUCGGCACAGAGGACAUUGACAUGGACUAGAACAAAAGGGAGAGACUGAGUCACUCUGCUGCCCCCUUCAGUUUGGAGGACAGAAUUGCAGUCGGGAGGAAGAGUCGCCACAGACCUUUCUACCACUAGCGUGUUUACUUGUAUUUUUUGCCCAUCUGGCCCUGGGCAGCCUGAGCCGCUGCAGUGUGCUGGUGGGGGCAGCGGAGACGCCCCCUCGCUCAGCUGGCACGGCGGGUAUUUCCCAACUAAUAAAUGGCUUGAGCCCA